This is a messenger RNA of Paramacrobiotus metropolitanus, 2192 nucleotides long. RefSeq lists its product as uncharacterized. The record is from RefSeq and is a predicted model, not a curated record. The transcript has 8 exons. Lineage: Eukaryota; Metazoa; Tardigrada; Eutardigrada; Parachela; Macrobiotidae. Bases 386 to 1333 code for a protein of 315 amino acids.
UCGAUGUAGACUAUCUUUCAAAACCCGAAGGUUUAUCCAUCUAGCCACAACGAGUGUGCUAGCCACAACGAGUGUACCAUUACUGGCUGGUUGCGGUAAAUGCAUCCGCCGCCGGGUGUCUGUCUGCGAGCAGGUCGUUUUCAGAUUCCAGGAAAUUCGAGAAGAUAAACAAUGAGGAGCUUUGGAUAGCUUUGUGCACGGGUCAUAGAAACCAUUUUUUUCUUAUUUAGAACUGGGAAAGCGAUAACUCAUAACUGUAGUAUAAAGCUACAGCGGGAUGUUUGAGUGGGAAUUUGGGGAGGCAGGACUAUGGAGCAUAGUCCAUGACAACAUGACAACCGCCAUGUGAGGAAGGUUGUCUCACAUACUGCGCUAUUUUUCGAACAUGGAUGUUGAUCAAGGAACUAGCAAGGUUAAUUCAUCACAAAUAGGGGAUGUUCUGGUGCCCCCUUACUGGCUACACACUACCGUUCACAUCAACAAGUUUGGGAAGCACCCAGCGAACAAGGCAGAAGGAUGUCCACAGAACAUCUUGAAUGCUUCGUAUAAUGCCAGCGUUCUGCCAGAGCAAAUCGUCAUUCAAGAAAUUAUGUGGAUGCUGCAUGGAUGGACUCGUUCAUCCUUAUUUGCUCUGGAUGUAGAAGACGUUUGGACCAUUAACACUUUACGUUGUCGGCCUAACGUUUCUCAAGUUUCCCAGGAUGUUGUUGUGAACGUGCUGCAAGAAUUCUGUAAAUAUGCAACCAAAGCACAGCGGACGCGAAGAUUUCUCAAAAAUGCAACUGUUAGCGACGCUGGCGAUUCGGGGAAACGAUCUUAUAUAAACCGUCUUUUUAUUGGAUAUGUUCGGGAGUUUAUUGAUGAAUUUGAUGCCGGAUUGGAGCGACUGAAAGAGCGACUGGUGAAAUCCUUGGAGACCGAGGCGGUUUACGGACUGAUGCAUUUUCGGCGUGAUUUGGAGCAACCCUUCGGUGACUUGGAAUUCGUAUGGAAAAUUCUGGAUCAGUUGUUGAUUCCUUUGGGAGGGGAUAUUUCCGGCGGCAUGUUCAUGGAGUAUAUCUUGGUGGAUUUCCUUUUAGAUGAGUUAGAUUUUAUCUGGCGCACUCAGAACCUUGCACUGGGAAAAUCUGUCUGGAAAAUACUGUCUUUAACUAAAUUGUCGAAAAAGACAAGCUGUGCCAAAGAUUGGGCAAAGAGCAGAUAUUCGGAUAUGGCUGGAUUAAUUACAGGCACGGAGGAGGCCGCGGCCACCGAAGGCAAAGCAAAACCGUUGCCUACGGAUCCUUUGUCGCACUGCAGUUCUCUGCUGUUUCUCCAUUUUCGGACAUUGUAAUUUUUUAUAUCUGGUAUGUGCGGAAAUAUCUGUAUUUUGGAUGCAUAUCUGUAUUUGCAGUAGUCCUUAGAUAUAGGUUUCUUGCCAGUAAUUGUUGAUGGUACACACUUUAUUCGAACGGAAUGCGAUAAUUUCUGUAUUCAAAUACGAUACAGCAAUCUUUUAUUUCGUCUGUCUACCGUAACGUUUCUCAGAAGUAUUAUAGCGAGUAAAUGCUAACCACUUCACCUUGCUUUUUUUUUCGUUUCGUAUGGUUGCGCAGUGGAACAUUUCAAAUAAUAGCAAGCUAAUGCGUAGACAUGUCGUAUUUAAUUAGACAGUACUUACGAUGUGUACGAAUUUUGCAUAAGGAACGCGUUGAUUAGUCGUUCUCAAGGAAUCUCCGGAAAUUCACUUAUAGUAAUUGUCUACUGCAAGUUAUGACUACUUUGCCGCCCAGAAAAUAGGACUCCACAACAUUUAGGUGUGUCGAUAAUAUAUAUUUCGACACUGCUUUGUAACGGUCAGCUGAUGCGACGUAACCGCGGCGUUGCUUUACGGACAAUUAGGUUUCGAUGCGAAGCUACUGAAUGGUACUACUGACCUUGAAAAUGCUGCUGCCCUCGGUUUUGUAUAAAUAUGGGGCCGUUCGAGGUUGUGCUUUAUCAUUUCAGCUUUCGCGAUUUUUCUCUUCCAAAGGUUCGCAGUUUAACAGCCACAAUGUCUGUUACAUUUGCUGUUCUUAGUAGCUUGGUGCUGCUCCAUUUGACAAAUGCUUUUCCCGCCAAUAAGGGGUUUGGCAGUUCGCCAACUGUAGACUGCAAUGCCGCUCGUGCCGCCGCUCUGGAACAUACAGUCCACAACAAACUCCGCCCCAACG